Molecule: messenger RNA, 2786 nt
Organism: Amaranthus tricolor (Joseph's coat)
Lineage: Eukaryota; Viridiplantae; Streptophyta; Magnoliopsida; Caryophyllales; Amaranthaceae
Product: xyloglucan galactosyltransferase MUR3
Exons: 1
Coding region: 433-2424 (663 amino acids)
Molecular function (GO): glycosyltransferase activity
Source: RefSeq, a predicted model, not a curated record
CUUCUCCCCUCUUCUUUGCAUUUUACUUCCGUUGCUUGCUCCUUAUUCAACUCUUUUUCUUCCAUUUCUGGUCUUUUUUUGCUAAAAUUUACAACUUCCAAACAGUAAGUUUCACUCAUCUCUGAUCUAUUUGAUUACAUCAACACAAUCAGGCAUCAGCUCAUGCAUUGAUGCACCUAUUGAUUAUUCUUCCCUUUGUUUAUACACACUAAGAUUUCAAGAUUCCCCUUGAAACCUGCUGAUUAAAAUCUCUGUAUUUCUGAUUUUUUGCUUAAUUUUUGAUCAUUUUUAUGUAAUUAAUUUCAAUUUAUACUUGAUUGUGAAGAUUCCCAUCUGGGUUUUGAAGUUAGGAUAGUAGUUUUUGUGGGUUUGUGUUGUUUUAUGGAUUUUUGAGUUGUGUAAAAGCUGAAAUGAGGGUUUAUUGGUAGUGUAAUGAGACGUAGGUGGACAGUGGGAUCUUUUCCUUAUCAAAUGGAGAAAGGAAAUUCAAAGAAUCACACUAGUAGAUUAUGUAUAUUGAGUUCUUUGUGUAUUUUUUUUUGGAGUUUGCUUUUGUAUUUCCAUUUUGUUGUUCUUGGGAGUAAUCAUGUCAAUGAUUCCACUGCUUUAGAAUCAAAUCCCAUUAGAAUUGAGACUUUUAAUUCUGUACCUAUAUCCAAAGAUGUUAGAUCAAUUGAUGAUGAAUCUGAAAUUGGGUUAAGUGAUGAUCCCAUGAAGGUAUCAUUGCACAAUGAGUCUGAUUUGAGUAAAAAUGAUGUCGAAAUCGAGGGGAUUAAUAAGGUUGAGUCUGAGGAUUCAAAUGAUGAUGAUCCCAUGAAGGUAGAUGUGCAUAAUGAUCCCGAUUCGACUAGGAUUGAUGUUGAGAAUGAGAGGAGUAAUGAGGGUUUUUCUUCGAGUAAUCGUAAGAUCGAUGUUGGAUCGAAAACUAGUGAUUCUAGCCCUAGGGAUAUUGUGCGCCCGCGAGAUGAACCUCGCGAGUUUUCGUUUAUGAGGGCAUUGAGGACAGUUGAGAAUACUAGUGAUCCUUGUGGUGGGAGGUACAUUUAUGUUCAUGACCUUCCCUCUAGAUUCAAUGAUGAUAUGCUUAAAGAGUGUAGGAGUCUUAGUCUUUGGACUAAUAUGUGUAAGUUUACUACCAAUGCUGGACUCGGUCCCCCACUCGAGAAUGUUGAGGGGGUAUUCUCGAAUACAGGAUGGUACGCAACGAAUCAGUUUGCUGUCGAUGUGAUCUUUAACAAUCGGAUGAAACAGUACGAGUGCCUGACGAAGGACUCCUCGCUUGCUGCGGCUGUCUUUGUACCCUUCUAUGCCGGGUUUGAUAUUGCUCGGUAUCUUUGGGGAUAUAACAUAUCUAGGAGAGAUGCUGCCUCGCUCGAUUUGGUUGAUUGGCUUAUGAAAAGGCCUGAGUGGAAGGUAAUGGACGGAAGGGAUCAUUUUCUUGUUGCAGGAAGGAUCACUUGGGACUUCCGAAGAUUAACCGAAGACGAAAAAGACUGGGGUAGUAAGCUCUUGUUUUUGCCCGCGGCUAAGAACAUGUCGAUGCUGGUGGUUGAAUCGAGCCCAUGGAAUGCAAACGACUUUGCGAUACCAUAUCCGACAUACUUCCAUCCAGCAAAAGACGCGGAUGUGUUUAUUUGGCAAGAUCGGAUGAGGAAACUCGAGAGAAAAUAUCUUUUCUCAUUUGCUGGGGCUCCUAGACCCGACAAUCCGAAAUCUAUCAGAGGUCAAAUAAUAGAUCAAUGCAAGCAUACAAACGCGUGCAAGCUUUUGGAAUGCGAUUUUGGCGAGAGCAAGUGUCAUUCGCCGAGUAGUAUCAUGAAGAUGUUUCAGAGUUCCCUUUUCUGUUUACAGCCACAAGGGGAUUCGUAUACUCGUAGAUCAGCAUUCGACUCCAUGUUGGCGGGUUGUAUACCCGUGUUUUUCCACCCUGGUUCGGCUUACACUCAGUACACAUGGCAUCUGCCUAAGAACUUCUCUAGUUAUUCAGUUUUCAUCUCCGAGAAUGAUGUUCGUAACAAGAAUCUCAGCAUCGAGGAAAGGCUUCGAGAAAUACCUCCUCGACAGGUCAAGAUUAUGAGGGAAACUGUCAUCAAUCUCAUACCUAAGUUGAUAUACGCUGAUCCUCGAUCCAAGCUCGAGACGCUUCCAGAUGCUUUCGAUGUUUCCGUGCAGGCGGUAAUCGACAAGGUUACAAGACUAAGAAAGAACAUCAUUCAAGGCAGAACAGAAUAUGAUAACUUUAUAGAGGAAAACAGUUGGAAAUACGCCCUUCUUGAGGACGGGCAAAGAGAGGUCGGAUACCAUGAAUGGGAUCCGUUCUUCUCGAAGCCUAAAGAAGGCGAAGGCGAUUCAAACGGUGCAUCUGCCGAAGCAGCUAAGAAUUCGUGGAAGAACGAGCAAAGAAGUCAAUCGCGAAGAAGUUAAUUGUAGCUCUUCAAAUGAUCUUUAGACAAAAAAACUUCAAAUGCUCUUGUUCAAGCUUGAUAAUUCUAGUGGUUUAUAGGAUCCUUACAUUCAGCCCUUACGAUUUUGCUUAGUGAUACAUAAAUGUUGUAAGAUACAUAUAUAUUCCCAUGUAGUGCAAUUUAGCAAAAACAAUAUUUUCUGUUGCAUACGUCUUUGGUUUCGGAUUAUAAUGAAUGAAUCAGGCAGAAUUGGCUUAUCUACUCGUGUGCAUUAUCUGUGUAGGUGAAGUUGCAGACGCUAUAUGCUAUAGAGGGUCAUUUGAAAAAUAAUUUUUUUGGCUUUAUUACCGUUGUAAGAAAUAACGUGCAGACAUUUGACAU